GAACGCCCUAAGCCACGGUUUGUCAAGGGGCGGAGACUGGAAGGAGGACCACAAAUGAUGCAACUAUCAUUGGAUGGUAGAAGAUUAUACGUAUCAUCAUCACUGUAUUCUCCAUGGGAUAAAAUGUUUUAUCCGAAAAUGGUCGAAAAAGGCGGACACAUUGUUUUAAUAGACGUUGAUGUGGUAAAUGGAGGCAUGAAGCUUAAUGAGGAAUUUCUUGUGGACUUUGGUAAUGAACCGCAUGGACCUUCACUUCCCCAUGAAAUGCGUUACCCGGGCGGAGAUUGCACCUCGGAUAUUUGGUUGGCAACAGACGGAUAAUAAUAAAAAAUGCUAUAAAAAAGCGCAAUGAACAAAUAAGAAUACAACUUUACAAAAAUGUAAGGAUACUAUUACAAGAUAACAUUAGCUCUUCUUUAAAAUUUUAUGGAGUACAAAUUCAUUCGAUGAUAUCUGUAUUUUUGAAAUUUUUUUUAUUUUUAUUAAAAAUAACAAAACCACUUAA
Molecule: messenger RNA, 505 nt
Organism: Rhagoletis pomonella (apple maggot)
Lineage: Eukaryota; Metazoa; Arthropoda; Insecta; Diptera; Tephritidae
Product: methanethiol oxidase-like
Molecular function (GO): selenium binding
Source: RefSeq, a predicted model, not a curated record